CAUCAACCAGAAAAGCCCCAAACUUAAAAAAGCUAUUUCUCUCUUCUUUCUUUCUCUCUCAUUUUGGACUCACAGGUUUUCAGUUUCUUUCACUCUUUUUCUCUCUCUCUGUAAAUCGGACACAUCUAAGCAAAAAGUGUCCUUCUCUGCAAAAUUUUCCAAACCUCAGGGGGUUUUAAAGAAACUUGCAAUCGCCACUCCGAUUUCGUACGCAAUUUCAAGGAAAUUUAGGGUUUUGUGGCCAGAUUUCCCAUUACAUUCGAAGUUCAGUUCAUUUCGGAUAAGGUACUUCUUGCAAUCUUAGCCAUCAGAUUGGUCGAUCCGUGGGGGUUGGAGGGGGAAAUGGACGCUCGAGAUUCGUUAUCGCCAUCGACGGUCGCUUCUUCUGCUGCUUCUGUUACUGCUACUGCUGCUGCUGCGGCCGCCUCUGCUGCCGUUACCGUUUCUCCGAAUCGCGACGGUUCUUCCUCCGGCACCGAAGACGACGCAGUUUUGUCAGCCGCGGCGGCUCUUGCAAAGGACGCUGCCUUGCACUUCCAGUCCUCCAAGUUCGCCGACUGCGUCGAAGUCCUUAACCAGCUCUUGCUCAAGAAACAAGACGAUCCCAAAGUUAUUCAUAAUAUUGCAAUCGCUGAGUACUUUCGUGAUGGCUGUUCGGAUCCAAGGAAGUUGCUUGAAGUACUUAAUAAUGUCAAGAAGAGAAGUGAAGUGCUUGCUUGUGCAUCUGGAGAGCAGGUGGAGGCUGUUAGCAAUCUUGGGAACAAAGUUAUUUCUGGGUCUAAAGGAAGUAGUGCUGCAAAUAGUGCCAGUAUCGUUUAUACGGAUGAAUUUGACACUUCUGUGGCAAUCCUAAACAUUGCGGUUAUCUGGUUCCAUCUUCACGAAUAUGCAAAGGCAUUAUCAGUUUUGGGGCCUUUGUAUCAAAAUAUUGAACCAAUUGAUGAGACGACAGCUCUUCAUAUUUGCCUCUUGUUGCUAGACGUUGCGCUGGCGUGUCAUGAUGCUUCAAAAUCUGCUGAUGCAUUAAUUUAUGUGGAAAGAGCUUUUGGUGUAAGUUGCAUGAGUCAAGUUGACAAUGGAAGCAUGGCACAACAACAAUCUGCCAACCUAGUUGCAAAAUCUUCCUCUUUUCCUAGCAGCUCAUUGGCUACGGAUGCUUCUAAUUCAGAUUUAGCGUCUAGUGUGAUUGCCUCAGAAAAUCCUUUAAGAAGAACUUUAUCAGAUGACGCACUCGAAUAUGAAACUAUGCUAUCGAAACUGGAUAUUGGUGGACAGAAUGCAGUCAGGCCAGCUGGUCUCUCAUCUUCAAAUGAUCUGUCAAGGACCCCAGUUGAUAGGUCUUUUACCACUGUUGAUUUGAAGCUUAAGUUGCAGCUUUAUAAAGUUCGGUUUCUGCUUCUCACUAGGAACCUCAAGCAAGCAAAACGUGAAGUCAAGCAUGUUAUGAACAUUGCACGUGGGAAAGAUUCAUGCACUGCCCUCCUCCUCAAGUCACAGAUUGAAUAUGCACGUGGCAACCAUCGUAAAGCCAUCAAGCUGUUGGUGGCAUCCAAUAAUAGGACAGACACAGCAAUUUCAAGCAUUUUCAACAACAAUCUUGGGUGCAUUUAUUAUCAGCUUGGAAAAUACCAUACGUCAUCGAUAUUUUUUUCAAAGGCACUGACUGAUACAUCCUCUCUUCGGAAAGACAAGCCACUAAAGCUUUCAACUUUUGCACAGGAUAAUUCUCUUCAUAUAAUAUAUAACUGUGGUUUACAGUAUUUGGCCUGUGGGAAACCAAUACUUGCUGCUCGCUGUUUCCAGAAGGCCAGUUUGGUAUUCUACAACUGGCCUCUUUUAUGGCUCCGACUAGCUGAAUGCUGUCUGAUGGCUUUAGAGAAGGGUCUAGUGAAAACAAGUCGGCCUCCAUCAGAAAGAUCAGAAGUCAGAGUCCAUGUUGUUGGUGAGGGUAAAUGGAGGCAGCUUGUUACGGAAGAUGGGAUAUCAAGAAAUGGACUUGUGGAUUCUGUUGAAAUGGAUGAUUGUAUGCUAAGCAAUGAUGAGCAACCAAAGCUCUCAAUGUCCCUUGCUCGGCAGUGUCUCUAUAAUGCUCUGCACUUACUGAACUGCUCUGAUUCGACCCAUUCAAAGCCUGAUUUGCCCUCUAAUUUCUCGGAGGAAAAUGAAUCAAGUGAGGUGGCUUCUUCCAAGAACUCAAACCACAAGAACUUAAACAGCGUUGAAUCCAAAGCAUUUUCUGUAACAGUAGGCAUAGGUCAGGUUAAUGCAAAUGGGGAUGCAAGAGAACCAAAGGGAGGAACAAGUCAGGAGCUCAUACAGAACUCUCUUUCCCAUUAUGAAGGUAUUCGUAGAAAUGAAAAUCAGCUGAUCAAGCAAGCUGUUCUUGCUAACCUGGCUUAUGUAGAGUUGGAGCUGGAAAAUCCCAUGAAGGCCCUGUCAACCACAAGGUCUCUCUUGGAACUUCCAGAAUGUUCCAGAAUUUAUUUCUUUCUAGGUCAUGUGUAUGCGGCAGAGGCACUCUGCCUGUUAAAUAAGCCAAAGGAGGCUGCUGAGCAUUUGUCAAUUUAUUUGUCUGGGGGAAAUAACUUUGAAUUGCCAUUCAGCCAAGAGGACUGUGAGCAAUUGCAAGUGGAGAGGACCAUCGACAGUGAAGAGUUAAAUGGAGGAUUGGUGACUGCCAAGAAUUCUUCCCCUGAUGACUCACAAGGUAUUGUGUUCCUCAGUCCCGAAGAGGCAUGUGCAGCACUUUAUGCAAACUUUGCUGCGGCGUCUGCAAUGCAAGGCGAGCUUGAGCAGGCCUACAAUUUUGCGACUCUGGCACUAUCCAUAUUACCCAACAGUCCAGAAGCCACUUUGACUACAAUCUAUGUGGAUCUAAUGCUCGGUAAGUCAAGAGAAGCUCUUGCCAAGUUAAAGCAGUGUAGUCGCGUUAGGUUCCUCCCCAGUGGCAUAACAGUCAAUAAAUCUUCUUGAUGAUUGUACUGGUGGUUCUUAAUUCGUUAUGUCCAGCCCUCUCUCAGCAUUAGUUAGCGGGUAGAUCAGCAAUCCUUCAAGAGGAUUUGUAACAUAUAUAUAGUUCAAUUCAGGGAAUAAAUUUUUCUGUUCUUUUUUCCUUAUAAUUUUUCACAUCUAGGGUUCAUUACUUGGUGGUGGCUGUGUUUUGGUUAGUGCGGAUUCCCACCUUUCAGAUUUGAGUUUUAGUUCGAUUCAGAUUAUUGUGUUUCAGUGGCUAAUUCUGUUGGUAUUAAAGAAUAUAGAGCAUGUGCUUCUCACGAAAGGACUAAAAUGAUUCAUUUUGGAUUUGAAUUCCAAGUCAUAUUUUCAUAUCAA
This is a messenger RNA of Quercus lobata, 3330 nucleotides long. RefSeq names its product Tetratricopeptide repeat (TPR)-like superfamily protein. Bases 343 to 2973 code for a protein of 876 amino acids. Gene Ontology annotation, cellular component: CCR4-NOT complex. Gene Ontology annotation, molecular function: protein binding. Gene Ontology annotation, biological process: negative regulation of translation; mRNA catabolic process. NCBI's taxonomy places the organism in Eukaryota, Viridiplantae, Streptophyta, Magnoliopsida, Fagales, Fagaceae. The record is from RefSeq and is a predicted model, not a curated record. The transcript is spliced from 6 exons.